This is a messenger RNA of Xyrichtys novacula (pearly razorfish), 40893 nucleotides long. Lineage: Eukaryota; Metazoa; Chordata; Actinopteri; Labriformes; Labridae. The record is from the annotation of a GenBank genome assembly.
CUAUUUUCCGAGGAGCGGAGACGUUAAAUAAUUUACUAAAUUUCAUGUCUCAAAGGGUGUUUCAAUAACUAGCCAAUCGUAGAGAGGGAGAGGGCUCAGGGAUCCCUCUUCCUAUUGGAUGAUGCGUACGUCACUCACGGACGGCUCAUGGUAGGUUGCCGAGCAGGUGAAGUGUUGACUGUGGUUCAUAGGGCAACAAACAGCAGCGUACGCCGCCGGGGGACAUCAAUGGUGGAGUACGCGUCCAUUCAGGGAAAGGUCUGAGAGAGACCGUUACUGGGGCUUACAUGGAGAGCUGAAACUGAACAUGAGGCUAACAUCCUUAAUGAUGUACAUAUCUCCGGUUCUGACAGUUAUUUUGUAUGUAUAUAUUGGAUUUUCUGAAGCUGCACCUCGCAUCAUCCCUUACGAUGCGUCGCCUAUCUCCAGGAAGCCCGGCUCAGCCUCCGACACCUGGGAGACCUUCCACACCGACAUGCCUCCUUCUUCACCCGAGAGCAGGUUCUCUCUCGGGCCUUUAGCUGGACUCACACCGGCGCCUGCUAUUGUUUCUGCCGGCCCGUCCACCUCCACUACCACUAGCCCUAUUUCUAAAACUGCAACCACCUUUCAGCCUCCGACAACGGACCCGACCACCAUUAGAACCGGUGAAACCACUACCACUAAUCCGGAUACUGGAUUAAUUUCAAGCAGUAAAAAUCAAAUAACUGCGCCGAUUUCAAGAUCGACGAGCAAAAGAUCCACCGAUGCUCAGACAUCACUGUUUACUCCUGAGAAAACGCUGCAGACCAUGGUGUCCAUGGUCUCCCAGCGCACAGCAAACGAUGCCUGGGCUGCAGAUCAUAUUGGUACAUCUGUUACCUCAAUAGAGAAUAGCCAAGGUGAGUGUUUUCCACUUGAAUACCUAAAAACAAAAUCAUUUGAUAUUGGCACGCUUUGGGAAAUUGUGAUGUUAAACCGUAUAAAACAUAAUCUAUUGAAAAUUCAAAGGAGAAACUGUUGAAUCGAUUAUUUUUUUAGACACAUCCAUGAAGAAAAAGCAUCCAUGUCUGAAAGAAGGAGCAGGGUAGUCUCACGGUUUUGACGCAGAGAGCGAGCGAAUAAACCAGAUUGCAACAAUGGGCAGACCCCUCAAAUUGCAUGGUGUACCCCUGCGUACAUCGGGAGAUCACAAAUCCUAAUCUGAUUUAGAGAAUAAAAACAAUUCUUUCACAACACAUGAAUAAUGAUAUGUUCCUAAAUUGUAUUCUGCAGCCUCUUUUUAUAAAAGGAUGCCACUCUUACAGUUGGCUGGAAAAAAAGGGGGGGCUGUGAGGGGGUGUGAGGUUGAUCCUCUUGUUGUUCAGUCAAUUUAUCCAAUCCAUCAGUGCACACAGCAGCCUUACAGACCACUGAUCCCUUUGUGUUAGAGCGGGCAUGUUAGAUACUGACAUGAAAAUUACAAGAAGCUGCUAAAAUAGCUGUUUCAUCCCCUCCAUUGUUGUUUUGCAUGGCAUCCACAGAACCAAAAUGGCCAGGCAGGCUGGCAGGCCAAGCAAGCAAGCCAUGAAUGAGCAAUGACGGUGGAGCCCCUCCUCACACACCUCACCCACAUUUGCGCACACACAUACACACCAGUAUCCAUGUGGAUGUGUUGUUCUCCAACCUAGCACAGCAGCACAGGCUGAGGGAUGUUAUACAGAGUGUGUGUGUAAUGGUUGGGGAAGCUUAAGGUGUGGGCAGGGACAUAAAAGGGGGUUCCUCCUUGUUUUGAGGACAUUGAGCCCUUUCAUUCUCUUUUAACUAUGUAGGCUGAAAAUGAACGUUUUUAUGAUACCUCACAGAGAUUUCAAUUUUAUCUUACAUUUUUGUUCACCAAAACCUACCAAUUUUAAUUUUAGCAGGUAUUUUCUUUUUCCUUUUUCUUCUGUUGUUGUUGCUCUUUGAUGCCCUUGAGCUAGAACAUAAAUCAAGACUAUUUCAUUUCAUAUUCUGAUUGAUAUUGGCUCUUCACACCAGGGGAUCGGGAAUGUUUUUUUUACAUUGACCCUUUGUUCUCUGUGCUGUGUGGACUUCCUUACAGUCAGCAUCACCCUCAGUGAAAGCAGAGGGAUUAGAAAGAUGAUUAAACCGGCUCUUUUCAAUGUGCCCACUUCACAAUAAAUAGCUUUUAAUUUUGAGAGGCUUUGGAAGGACCAGGGCUCUGGUUGUAUCCAUGAACUGAUUUCUCUUCAAGGAUUUUGAAGGUUAGGGGUGAUAAAUCUGAGAUGUCUAACCAGCGAUGUUCACUUCUUGUCAUCUUGAAUCCUUGGUGCUGACACCUAAACUUGUCUCUUGAGAUUUAUGCGUUAAUUUACAAACUCAGACAAGGUUCAUGAAUCAGUAAUUCAUCAGAGCAGAACUUACAACAUUAUGGAGUUUCUGGCUUUUAAUUUUCCUUCAAGAAAACCAAGCAUGAUUGUUUCCAGCUUUGAUGUCGUAAAGAUUUUCAGCUCCUCUUUGUCACAUGCGUCAGAUUAAGGCGGCGUUUUUAGACUGUGGACUCAAGAAAUAUAAAGACGCUGUUAAUAAAACUGGAAUUUCCCUCAUCAUAUAAUAACCAAAAGACUGAACAAGACACUGGGUCAGAGAUCUUUAACCUACACACCUACACAAGGAUGCUGAAAAUACAUUCUGUGUUGCACUUCCUUCAUUGAUUAUCAUAGAUUAUUUUCAGUAUUAUCUGGUUUAGGCUGCGUGUAAAAAAUCAAAUUUCAAAUUUUUAUUCCUCAAUGCUGACAUAACUCCAGGUUUCUUUCUGUAACUGCAUGAAAAGAUUAAAAGUCAUAACUCAAAUACAUAAUUUAACACAUUAACCCGAUCUUGGAUACAGAGGAAUUGAGCUAAAAUGGCGUCGUAUUUACAGUUUUGGUUGAUUCCAUUUUGAAUCAUCGAGGAUAUUUGGUCCCAAGAGUCAAAUAAAACCAAACCUGUGUCCUUGUGUAAGGUCGUACUCGAAAGCCCCGGCAUUCCUUUCUAAAAGUUCACGUAAGAACCUCAGCGCUCGUCAUUGUUGUAGCCUAAAGGCCCCUGACAAGAUAAUAUCAUCUCAACAACAAAGGGCGUCACCUGGGUUAACGUCUCACGUCAGUUCCUGAUGCGCAUUCUCUGGCGGGGCAGGAAUCCUACAGACAGACAGACAGGAGGUGUGUUUUCACAUGCUGUGGGCAUCCUUUUCGUCAGGACUAUUUGAAAACUGAUACAGGGGUUUGACGCUCAGACAGAAAUUAAAAGUGCAGCAGUUGUUUUUGUGCAGUGGCCGGGGACUCACACUGCUGUUGUUUUCUCCCCAGAAGCACAGACAGGUGAAUUAGGCAUGAGAAGAGUUUUGAGACGAGAGUUGUCCUGAACAGCCUGCCGCUGCCUGCGUCUGAAUACCAGCCAUGCUGUCACACCACUUUACAGCAGUCAGAGAGAUACAGAAGAGGUGAACUCUUUCUGGCCUUUUCUCUCCGCUACACACAGGUCCAGUCCAAUCUACAUCAAACCUGUUGUGGGACCGUACAGUCCCCCACCGCAGCCCCUGUCCCGCACACCUAGCAGACGCCUGCUUUUAACAAUGAAUCACAGAGUGUGUGAAAUAAAAAGCGGUCCAUGGAUCUCACGCAUUCGCAAGCGUGAUAGGGGCCGACACUUCUUCUUCAGUGGUCUUUACAGUAGCAAAGGGCCUGACAGUACGCUCCACAGGCUUGCAUAACCACAGGACUUUCUUAGUUACAUAAAAAUCCAAGCAACAGUGGAAGAGGAGCAUAAUCUGAGCGGGACGCCAUGGCGUUAAAAUUCAGCUGUCUUUUCCUCUUUAUCUUGAUGCUAGCUGAGGCAUUGAACUUCACCUGUGUGCAUACCAUGUAUUUAAAACAUUGAUAUUUCAAUCUCACAUCUUUUUAUCUCGUCUUUUGUCUUUGUUCGCCUGCUGAGCAUCAAAUAGAGACAUACUUGAGUCAGGCAUUCAGUCGUCUCUUGCCACACCUAACCUGAGAUCAGAUGAAUAAUAGAUCACCACGCUGUACUCUACAGGGUCAUCCACAUGUGGGUCAUUACAUCCUCUGUGUGCACUAGUUUGAACUGAAUGAACGCCUUAAUGCAGAUUCCAGUUCAUCAGGGUCACCUCCUCUAAUGUAAACUCGCCUCAUGAGGUUAAUUCAUUGCUUGCAAAACAACGCGGUAGUAUAAAAUAUGUAGGAUUCUCAUUCUGGUCUUUUUGAAAGCACAUAUCGUACUAACUGGAUACUUGGACCACUGCCUUCUCAUUAAAAAUUGGAAACAGCUCAGAUCCUCUUAUUAAUCCUAUUUCAAUUUCAGUUAUAAUUUUUGGCUUCCACAAAAUUAGAAUAAUCAAGAUUAAACAAUUAAUUUGCCCCCUGCUGUGUUGCACUUGUUUCGUUCCCAAACAGGGCCGCUUCAACUCGCACUGACAGUGAGGAGGAGAGGGAGCCAUGUCUAGGGCUGGACUCGCAAUCUGAUGUUCAGAGUAUUGUCCUGGUGGUCUAAUGCAUCUAGGGGCCUCUAGGCUAUGAACGUUUUUAUAUGUGAAAAAAAAACUCAAAAUGCAACCAGCCCAUUUGGAGGAAGCAGCAACCCAUUUGUGCCGUUUUUUUAUUGACACAGGACAGGCCAAAUUAUGUCUCUAAAAGGGGCUGCUCCAUCUCUUCCCCUCUGUCUUCCUCUCCUCUAAGCGUAUGAUAGUUUCUGGCUGAAGGAGAACGCCAUCAAGAGCUCAUAUUGAUGCGAGGGUGAAGAAGUGGUGGGGGCUGAAAAAAUGUGUGAAAUGGGGAUUGCUGUUUCUCCAACGUGAUGUGCUACAGCAGUACAAACAACUGUGCAGCUACAGAUGGAGAAAGGAGGGCUGUGUAGCAACUCCAGGCAGAGAAGGAAAGCAGGUGUGUGUUAGUAAAGCAGAGGGAUAGAGUGAGCAUGAGGUCUGAGGCGCUAUAAUGAUAAUGAACACCAACAUGCUAAUAAUGGCUAGGAUAAACACUAAGUGACACCAAUCUGCUUCCUAUUAAAGUAUGGGUUCAAAAAGAUGUGUUUGGAAAGUUUAAACACUAAAAAAUGGAUUUGAUACAGAUGUUGUUUGAUCAUUGAGUGGUUGUUUUUUUUUAGUAUUUUUGCUUUAAUUGAGUCACCCCAAUCAGAUUGACCCAUGUUGACUCCAGUAAAGUCUUAUUUCUACAUUUAAACCAAUAUACAGUAGGUUAACAUCAUGACAGACUGAAACCUUACAAGCAAAGUCUCAAUCGAAAUUUUCUGCUUUUUUGUUCAACCUUUAAUCAAGAGUCUCUUCCUCUCACAAAAAUAUACAAUAGUUAUUAAGAGGUAAAACCAUUAGCCAAAGCAGAAUCACUCCUGAAAAUAAGUAUAACUGUGAGAUUUCUCAUUGGAGAAAUCAGAGCAAUGAUCCCAUCGCAUAGUUUUACUGUCCAUUAUUGUUUAUAUUCCUGGUUUUGUCACAGUAGAUCACCAUCGAAUGGAAUUUUCCUUCUGUAUCGAAAAAGUCCCCCCAUGGCUUUAUCAUAAAAAGGAAAAAUGUAGUACAUCCUUCUAGGGCUGGGUGAUAAACCGAACAUUUACAGAUACCGAAAUUUACGACAUAACCAACGUCAUUUUGCCCAUGUCAAUAUAUUCAGUGUCAAAAAAAUGUGUGUAGUAGGCUAUGGUCUCAUGUCCCAUUUUAAGAUGUUGUCCUACGUUUGAGACGUGACUCCACCCGUAACAAAAAGGGAAAGACAGGUGAAGAGAUGGAGGACGGUUAAAAAGUUGUAGCGGCUGGAGCGGCGGCUGAAGUAGACGAAGUUAAACUGGGAUGGGGUGAGCAGCUUGUGGAGUAGUUAUCGUCCAUUUAUCGUUAAUGAGGUGAAAUGCUCAAUAUAUCAUAAUAUUGAUUUGAUGCGAUAUCACCCACCCCUACAUCCUGCACUGAGCAUUUUCAGCCAUCCUGAAAUAAGACUCUGUGCUCAUAUUGUUAAAGUAGCUUUAUUCAGAUGUCUGCAGACAGUGCGGCACUGCAAGUUAACUUUGAUUUACCAUCAAUUCAUCAAGCUCUUUAAUGGAAUAAGUAAAAUAUUUGUGCUUUCACAGUUGCUUUGAAAAAUGUCACUGAAAGACUUCUUAAAAAUCUCUUCCUUCAUAGGUCAAAUAAUUUAGAUAAGCAAGUAAAGUUAGGUGUAAAAAGGGCUAUGUUGAUCCUGACUCAUUAAGUUUUUUUUUCUCCCGUUGUUUCUCACCUUGUUGCCCAUCCAUGGAUCCAGAGGGUCUCUGUAACUGCAGCAGUAACAGUGAGGGGAUCUCUGAUUCGGAAGAGUGCGACCAGAGCACCGGUCAGUGUUCGUGUUUUCCUGGCUACACGGGGCUACAGUGUGAGGACUGCGAGGAGGGAUACUUCACAAACGGCACCAGCGGCUGCCUGCCCUGCGCCUGCGACUCCUACGGUGCAGUGAACCCUCUCUGUGACAGGUAAGGCUGCUCUUUCCUCCUCCUUCUGUUGGGUUUGCACCUGAAGUGACACACCCUGUAGUAUCUGUGAUAGAGGUGGUUUUUGUUUUCAUAGACUAGAUUGAAAAAGCUUGCAGCUGCUGGCUGGCAGAGACGUGUAAUUUGUUCAUUCAGUUCUCUUUGUAUUUGGAUGAUAUUGACAUGUUUGAAACCUUAACUAUUGUUGGCAAGAACCAAUGAAAACAUACUGACAGGUGGAUUAUCUCUAGCUGCUCUUUCCCUUCUUUGUGUGCCUGUCUUUACUGCGGGCACAGGAGGAUCCUCUUACAACCACAAACUUUGCAAUGAAACAUCAAGAAAGUUUAUCUCUGAGAUAACUUUACUAGCUUUAAAUGAUCCUAAUGCAACCCUUCAAUCUUAAUGUAGUCCACCUUAUGCUUUCUUAUUGUUUAUUAUGUGAUAUAUUCCUACACUCCCCAUCCUAGUAGCCACAUUCUGUUCGAGACACUGAGGCAGUUAUUCUUGCAACACUUCAUAAAGUGAGUCAUGUUAGAUGAUGGAGUUGUAAAUAACUCUAAAUCCACAGAGAACAAUCACUGCUUAAUCAUGCAGUUUCCAUCAGCUUUCUCAAAGGUUUAAGAGCCUCAUAAGCUCAUUAUUUUGUAGUACAGCCUGACACUGAACAGUUUGGUUCAAUCGCAGCCAUUAUGAAACUUUUUUUUUUUUAUCCAGUAGUGAAAGCUGUCUUAAUAUGAAAGCUCUGAUAAACCCACCAAACAAUACCUGCCAAUCAUUAUUAGCACUGUUAAACACAGCAGAGCGUUUGGCAUCCAUGGAGCCAGAUGUUUUUCACAGGGGAUGUAGGAGACCAAAACAGAGCUGGAGAACGACUGAAUCUCCUCUUACGAUGGUCUGGAGCUCAAAAUCAAAUCAGGCAACUGUUAAUAAAGAUUUUUUUGAAAGCAGUGUAACCUUUUGAUGUCAUUACCAGCUGAUUCCGUAUUUCUAUUAGUUUAUUAGCAUUUAAAUCAUCUUUUAAAAACACUGAAAGGAAGUUUGAUAUAAAGCCUUCUUUCGCUUGAAAUAGAGCAAAGGCAACAAAUCAAAUACUGAAACUAAAAAAAUUUGACUCUUUUACAACAACAACAAAAAUAUGCUCACAUUAAAAUUCAUGUCACCAAAACAUUUUUUUAAAAGUCCAUAUAUGGGCAUGUUCACCAUUUUGUUGCAUCACCUCUUCUUUUAACAUUAAUAUGCAAACUUAUGCAAACUGAAGAGACCAUUUGGAGUUUUGGAAAGUGAUCUCUUGUCCUGUUCUCUGAUGUAGAAUUCCAGCUGCCUAACAGUUCAGGGUCCUCUUUGUCUUAUUUUUGCCAUGAUGGGCCAAAUUUCUCUUUGACAAGUCAGGACUGCAAACAGGCUACACACUGUUGCAAAGUGGUUUUGCUACAUCUCGCUGAAAUAGGCAUGGUGUUCCCUGAAAAAAGACAGUACAUACAGCUCAACAACCUGCAUAUUGUUCACCACGAAUGGUGCCUUCUCAGAUGUUUGAGCUACCAAUUUCAUCAGCACUUUUGCACCCCCAUACCAUGAGGAAGUUGACUUUUAAAAAAAUGUAUUUUUCAAUUACUCUGCUGUAAUUCUCAAUAAGGGUAGAGUAAUGAUAAUUAAAUUCUGUUUUAAUCAACACUUUGCACAACCUUCUAACAUUUUUGGAAUCUAAGUUGUAAGUAUUGUGCUCAUACCUUGUCCAACUGGCCCUGAGUGACAAAAAAAAAACCACGGUUCAGUGCCCUGCUGUUGAAAACAAUGAGCGGAUGUGGCCUGACCUUUCUGACGUGAAAAGUUCCGUCCUAUCAGAUGAAAACGAGAUAUCCACGAUUGCCAGCAAUGAUAAUAGAGUGACAGUCUUCUGAGAAGCUAGAUAAUACUCUUGUGAAAUAUUUUCAGCUGCAAUCUGGCAAAAUGCACAUUUGUUGAGAAAUGAUUUCAAGUGGUUCUCUAGUAUUUGCUUUGUGCUGAAGUUUAGAUGGUGAUUUUGGCUUUGAUUGGUGUAUCAGUAACUCACUCAGAUGUUGGUCUUGACACAAGACACCAGGUGCGGUUGGUCUUGAUUUGCAUAAAAGGCACAUGACUGGACUUGUUUGCAUGCGAGUGCAGGAUUGGCCAGACACCAGCCUUAAAUGCCGUGCAACCACACAAGCACGGACUGCUCACUUUGCUGUGAGCAAAUAAAGCCAACACGUUGGCCGUCAAGUGAUAAAAGUUGACUAACCCACUCCAGCAUUCAAUGGAGCGUGGGAAAAACAAAGCAGCUAAUUUAGUUGCUGUGAGCUUAAGUCUCAAAUGUAAUUUGUCAGACUGUCAAGAUUAAUCAGGAGAAUAAGAUCAUUUGAGAAAUGUUUUCUCUCCACUGCAGUUUUUUUUUGUAUGAAAUGUUGACAUGUGCGUUUGCUUUUUUAGAGUGCCUUCUUGAGUUGCAAAAUUACAACUGCAGAGAUUGACUGCUAUGAAUUAGUGCGUGCUAUCUUAUAAACAUUGAGAUAAGCUGUUCUUGGGCUCAGAUGUUCUGGAUUAUGUUACUCUGUGACCCUGCAGAAUCAUUUUCUCUCAUCAUUAAGUCAGGCCAUUUUCCUGCAGACCUCCCUGAAGGCAGCGAAACGUUCAGAUCCUGCUUACCCAUCAAAUUCAGAGCCAGAGAACAAACAGCAGACCUUCCACGCAGCUUCUUCACAAGUCACAAGAGCUACGACUUGGAAAGGAGGCUGCGUGUGUGGGUUAGGAACGUGGUAAAAAUAGCGGCUGUACUUUCUGCCUCUAACCAUGAAAAGGAAUGCUGCUGCUUUUCAGCAGCGUGUGGAGGAUUGGUGUUGUCAUGCUCUGAAAAAUACGUCACCGUUCGAGUUUACAUAAGCCAAAUCCUAAAAGGUGAAGUCCUUUGUGUAAAAAAAUGUCUUUUUUAUGUUUUGAAGCUGAAAAUGUGUGUUUCAUGCUCAAUGGGAUGUAGGUGAGGGCACAUGCAGAAGGGUUAUUUCAGGGCUUUCAGCUUUCUCACAGCAACACACCUAAUACAGCCCUUCUCAGACAGUCUGAGCCUAGCCUGGUCGCUGCUAGCACUGCUAGUGUAGCCCACCCCCCCAGGGAGCUUAUCACUGUGAGUUAUACAGAUUAGCCAGCUUUCCUACCCCCUGGCCUGCUGCUUUAGGUUUCUUUCCCAUUAAGUAAUGAGCAAUCAAGCCUCAAUAGAGCCUGUUAGGGCUUUAGUUGUGUCCUCAACAGUGACAGUGAAAACAGAGCAAAUAAUGGAGUGAGUUUCAGACAUUCCUCAGAGCCUGUGAAAUUCAGCAGAGCAGGUGUAACCAUCAUCAUCCCGAUAGCAAGAUGCACACUAAGUAGACUGGGUCAUCUAAGGUGUUGAUGGCCUCGUGUUGGGUAUUAAAGGCAAUUCUGGAGCCUCAUAGUCCAACAUGUGAUCCACAAAGAAGUCUGUGGUUCAAGAUGAAAAGAUUACUGUUAGGGGUGGAAGAAUAAAACAAUUCACAAUUUUUAAAUCAAUGUUUUUUUUUUUUCAAAUUUAAGAAUAAAGGUCCUUACAUAGAAUAGAAGGUUGUGCGAUUAUUUCGGACGUCAAUAUUUUUUUACGAACCCGUAUCCUGUCAAUACAAGCGUUCACAUCAGCGACGUUUUCCCAUCCUGUGAUAUUGCAGCAUUUUUUUUUUUCGUAUCACAGUCAAAUUUUCUAAAGUUUUGCAAACUGUGUGUCCACUUCUGACCAAUCAGAUUGCGUGUUGUUGCGACAUCAGAUUCACCGGUAUAUCCAACAUGGCUGACCGGCUGAUUGUUUACGUGUCGGAGAACAGAGUGCUUUUUGAUAAAAGACACAAAGAUUACAAAGAUCAUAUGAUGAUGGUUUGUGUUCUUUAACAGUUUUCUAAACGUCUUUGUUUUAACUUUCAUCUGUGCUAAGUAACUUUAGCUCGUAAGCUAACCUGUUCAGAUACAACAUACCAUAUGUAUUUUCACUGUCUCAAACUCAAUCGUGUUGCUGUCACAGCGCCAUUAGGUCUCGGUUGUUACCUUACGUUUAUGGAUUAUAGUUUCAUGUGCUUAUCUGGUACUGGCCCCGACUCAGUACAUGCUAUCAUGACAGACAGCCAUCUCAACACUAGUGUCUAAUCAGAACUGAAAACAGUCAGUCUGCUGUUGUGUCAGUCUUCUUGCUUCCACCUGGGACGGGUCCUUCUUUCCCUCCAGAAAGUCGCAAAAUCGCAUCGCACUUGAUGUGUAUAGUCAGGCGCGUCAAAAUUCCCAGUGUGUAAGGACCUUCAAUCUUACAAACUGACUUACACGUGAUGUGUAAUUUUAAUGUACAUAUGGUUGCUGGAAUAGUCAGUAGACAAUCGUAGUCAUUCAACUGUUUUACUGGUGUUAAAAAUGCAGACUAAAAAUCAAGAAAAUCGACAAUAUCGUAGAAUCCAAAAAUCAUAGAUAAAUGUUUUAUUUAAAUAAAGGAAUUGAUUUCAAUAACAAUUAAAUGAAAAAUUACUCCAAUCCUUCACCUCUACUCUACUCUUUAUCCCACAUAAAGUUCCAAAAUAGAUCACUGAGCCUCACCUUUCUGUACAAGCGAGUAAAACAGAUAGAGGUAAAUGAUGUUCUUCUGCAGCCUAACCUAGUGACAGUGACGGUUGUAACAGAGUUAGCAUUGGUGUAGGUGGAGGAGUUUUCAAGUUGGGGCAAAAGUGUAAAAAUUUCCAGUGUUUAGAAGAAGCUAACCUAGAAAAAUACAAUAAAAUGACAAAUUAGAGAUAACAAAGUCCAGAAGCUUCUUAUCCUACAAGCAGAGAACAAGAUUAAGCAGAGUGAGACAGGGAUGGGAAAGAGCUCAGGCUUACUGCAGCAACGAGCUGCUGUAGUGUGGCUCAGCGUAAAAAAAAAACAUGGCUUAGUUCCUGUUAGAUCUAACAAGAUUUUCUUUGAUCAUUGCAGCUGAAAAUGUCAGAUUUUGUGUAUUGGUGUUUUUGGAGACAUGUUACUUAAAGCGAGCAUCCCUGAUGGCAUGUGGAACCAAGUAUAUGUCCUGUAACAUGGGUGGCUUACUCAUCUGAGUGGGCAGCAUAAAUGCUGGACAACAUGUACAAGAUUUGGAGCAGUAGACUGUAUGCUGCCAUCCAGAUAAUGAUGUUUCCAGGGAGGAGCUUGCAGAAGGCAGCAUGAAGAUGCCAAACGUGUUACAAAAGCAUGUAGAAGAGCCCACAUGCUUUAAAAUGGGAUCACUGUGGUACACUGGGUAGCAGCCUUGAACAGCCUCCAGAGUGGACUUUCACUGCAGUUUAUUAGAUAUUUUAGGCUCUCAUAGUCUCAGACUUUGUUUGUGUCUCUGUGAUUUCACACCAUCAGUCUCAUCUACAGCAGUUGUGAUGUGAGGAGCACUUCUAGUGGACCUCUAGUAGGAGUAGAUCAACUUCAAUGUUAUCUGACCUCCAUCAAAGCUGAUUUUAUCCCCGAACAAUCACACAUAAAUACAGUAUUUCUCAGUCUGUUCCUCGUGAUGGAGCAGCCCGACUGUUUCUCUGAGGCAGCAUUACAUAACCGCUGAACAAUAUAUAGCUCAAAGCCAGACAGAGCUCUCUUGUAAAAGGCUUAUUUUCUUUUGGUGAGAAAGCAGAGAUUUGGGUUUGAGCAUGGCUUUGGUGCAUGACGUGAUGCUGACUCUGCUUCAUACCCACUAAGCACCAUUAAUAAUCAUCCCUGAAAUUUUUGGACUCUGUUUUUAUACAGCUGUGUAUUUGUCUGGAUAACUGUCCGAAUAUAGAUGAGGUGACUUCACAGGGAGAUAUUUCCAGCAGCUAGGGUGGACUGUAAUAGAACGUUUAUUUUCAAACUUCACUGUAAAUGUCAGCAUCCUGCUUCACCUCCUGCAAAUCAAAGAGCAAACAGUCUGCUCAGACAUUCAGAAAUAUUCAAGAAGAAAAACCCUGUAGGAGUACUUAGAACAUCAAAGUAUGGUCACAAAACAUGUGUUUUUGAGUGGAAUGAGGGCCCUGUGAUUACAUAUAAUUCGGGUCUUAAUGACUGAUUGGUACAAAAAGUUUUAAAACUGCUUGAAUAGAUGACUUAAUCCUGCAUCAAUGGGACUGGUCGUAACGGUUGCAACAUAAUCUGCAAGAGCAAAUAAGCCAGAUCAAAGUUCGUCUCGUAAUGUCCUUGUUUUCGCCAUUGUUGGUUCAGAGUGUUUAUUCCAGCUGUUGAUGACAUAACAGAAAUAAUCUGAACAGAAAUAACCCAACUUUACCCCGGCCAAACUUUUAUUUAUUUAUUUAUCUUAAAAAAAAAGAGUUUUGAAUAUAACUGAAUGCCCCUUUGGGUCAUCCUGACGUCUAAAGAAACAAUUUAAGUACGGUCUAUUUUAUUUCUUAGUUUAAAGGCGCUGGAAGUUUACCAGCUUGAGUUUGAGUAAAAGGUUUGGCUGUUAAAUGGUUGGCUGCACAUUCCCCCUAUUUCAUGGGUACGUUAAAUAGGGAAACAGCCAUACAUCACUACAAGCAGCAGCUGGCUUAUUUCAGGGCUUUGGAUCAAUGAUUAACCCAUCCUUUACAGGAACUACUGAUAAUGACAUGUACUCUGCUCUCUGUCGAGACGUUUAAAGUUCACCUCUGGCUAUCAGUGUCCAGCAGGUGUUUGUGUACUUUGUGUGGCCCGUUGUAUUGUGGGAAUGCACUGUCAAUCUGGACCAGCAAAAAAAAUAUAUUGUCACCAAAAGAUAAACUUUGAUAUACAGCCUUGGUAAAUCCUAACUUGUCAUGUGUGUCAUCUUAUUUUAGCGCGGUAGUGUGCUGAGAUUUACUUAUUUGCCCGACAAAGAGAUUGCAGCUGAGUCUGCUCAGAUAUUUUUUGGUUUUAAGGUCAAUCACAAUCAAAAGAACUGUGAACAACUCGAACAUCGGCUUAAGGUGAUAUAUGUACAAUUGUGGUCAAUUUCGACAAAUAUUUGGUGGUUUCUUUUCCUGCAGUCUGUCUUAGCCAGUGUUUUCUUGAAACAUGACAUCAGGAUGUAAUGAUAUCAAAAUCUCUGGAUAUGGCAGUAUCCUGAUAGAGAGUUGAUGGUACAGCAUUUAUCACAAUAUUAAAAAAAAGAGAGAGAGAGAGAGAUGAAGGAAACCUCAGGAAAAAUGCCAUUCAUACAGCUUUGAGUCUCUCUUCAAGUCCAGCCAUCUGUGGUGAGUGAGAUGCACUCUGCUUGCUUGAGGCUAACUUUAGCUCUUGUCUCUUUGUGGAGAGCUGAAUUGUGUUUGACGUAAGUAAAAGCCAUGAUGGGACGUUAUAUUUUGACGCCAGUUUGUUUACUUGAGACCUUAAUUUUUAGACCACGAAAAAGAAAAAAAAGGGGGUCUUUAGUUAUUAAUUCAGAGAUAUGUUUUGAUACUUUCAGUUCUCACACUGUUGUCGGGAAAUGAGGCUGACGCUACUGUUGAAAUCUCCUUUUUAGACCACAAAAAAACAAACAAAAAGAAACAUUUGUCUGGUUAUUUAUCCAGAGAUACAUUUUGUGAAGUCUUCAGUUCGCACACUGUUGUCGGUGCCAUUUUUUGUCGUGAAUCAUUUCAGUAUGACCAUUUUCCCUGUGGCUUCUUAUAUUAUUACUCAUAUUUGCUGAUCUUUGGGUCACUGCAGUCUGACAUCGUCUGCAUAUUUGCCUUUGUCUGUCCAUCACCUUUACUUCUUUCUCAUUUCUUAGAUGGGUGAAACCAAAAUGCUUCCAUACAUCAGAUUUAAUUAAGCAUGGAAUUAUCCACAAUUUCAAAUUUUUUGAUCCCUUGCCACUAAUUCUAGUGUCUGUCAUUUUGGUUCUGCUACAUCUGUGGCAGCAAACAGAGCUGAAAGGACAACAGGUACACAUGGCACAAUGGUCUCUGUAGUCCCUUCUUUCCUUGACAUGUGCUCCAGUUUAUUUCUUAUGUCAGUGAAAAUUGACUGAAACCCAAUAUAAUUCCUUCAGUGUUAGCAGCACUUUUAGAGCAGGGUGACAUGUGUGAUCUUUGACACCACCGAUGAGAUUUCCUCUUCUUGACGUCAUUAUGCUGCUGUUGACACUCUUUCUACAAACUGUGUGAUGUGAGAUUGGACACAUACUGUAACCCCAUUUGUUGACCGAGGUCAAGCCAAUAUUUGAUAAAACAACCGUUUUGAACCGCUUGUUUCUGUCACAACAGUCGUGUGUCGGUACGGUAUUUGGGUCAGCUCCUGUGGGCUUUGUCUGUAAGGCAUUUCUUGUGACAAUACUGAAUGAAAGUGCCUCAGUCUGUAAUGAAAUAUUGAUUGUGGGUGCAGAUGUUUCCGCCUCUGCAUCAUGUGUCACUGUGCUGUGAAUGCAUCUCUGCCAUCAGUGUAUCUUUACUUUGCAUCAAUUAUAGCCUGUUGGAUAACACACCCUGAGUACAGUGUGUACAGCUUUUUUAAUGUCAAGUAAUUCAUGUUAUUUCAAGACCCAGUGCCCUGAGUAUGUAGAACUUGAGUGUCCAGAUGUUCAGGAAAAAAUUAGACAAAAAAAAACAAUCUUUAAUUUCACAUCUUGGCUUUGUUAUCUUUGGCGUAGACGUCUGCUUUACAAACAUGAACAGAUGGCUUACUGAACAGGUAAAGGGAGCUCUAGGUUACGGUUUAAAACCAAAUGGUUAUUCAGCAGCAUCUGUUUUUGACUAAAAGGGAAGCAGUGAACUGAUUCUGAGCAUCCUGCUGUCAUCAGAGAGCGGCAGUGGACUGCAGGGCUGCAGGGUCGGAGCCACAUGUCUGAGUCCUGACUGAUGGCCACACUCGGGAGACCUGCAGUCAGUGCGUGACUCGACUGCCCCAUCUGUCUGCGUGCGCAGAGUGUAGAUAGUGGUACUUUUCUUUGACUGCAGCGCUAUCACUCACAAUGUUCCUUGUAAAAAGUAUCUGUUAAGACUUUUUUUCUACCAACCCUAAAGAGAAGACAUAAGAAGGCCUUUUAAAUGUCAAAUCUUGAUACUUCUUUUUGACACGCUGUAUUGCUCUAUUUUGUAUUUUUGCUAAUUAUUAUCAUUAUUAUUCCGUAAUAAAAAUCCAACAAGUCUUAGAUGUAUUCAUACCUGGUGGUAACAAAGUACAAAGUGUGAACUGGACAGGCUGGGGUUGUCAUAAAUGUUGAUACAGUCCUUGUUUAAAGACCAAGGUAAGUGUGAUUUUUAUGUGUGAGAUUUCCUGAACUGUAUCUAAAUGCAAGGACUGGAGUUGGUACGCAUUCAUGCUAAGUGGCAUGUUUGUGUUAAUGUCAACAAAGGAAAGUAAAGAAGGGAUAUGAGCUGCCAUCUGUGACAUAAUAAGACACCUGAGAAAUGGUUGUAGUUAACUUUCAGACCUUUAUAUAGUAUGUUUGUGAUAUUUUCAUCACACUCCACUCUUUUAAUCUGUUACAUAAUAGGAAACAUCAAGUCAUCGCUGAGUUCACCAUGAUUACAUGAUGAGGAAUGUAACUCUUCAUUUCACUUGUAAACAUCCCGACGUGUCCACACGUGUUUUGAAGACUGAGGCUGGCAGAGUGCAGCAUGACCCAGGAACAGUAGAUCACAAGUCCUUCUGCUCCGCUGCUUAACACACCCUUCAGGAUUUGGCUGCACACCCAAGCAAUGCAACUAAACCUGCUUAGUGUGGCUCCCUUUUUAUUUCUGCCAGCCUUUCACCUCCUGGUAAUCCAACUGGUGUUCACCUCCCUGCUGCAGAGACGAUGUUUAUGACUGUCUGCUUUUAUCCGACACGAGUCACAGCCGAUGGACCUGUGUUACCGCUGCAGCCUCAGAAUGGGGUUAAGCUUUGUCGCCCAUGUAAUACUGACCUAGUUAACAUGCAGAUCUGACGCAGAGCGGCUGGGGCGGCAUCAUGUAGAGCAGUGAAUUCACACCAAAACAAUAACAUCCCCCUCCUCUUGGACAAGAGACGCAAAUUAACAUCAAGGAUUACUGAUCGCUGAGGGAGAAGGUUUUAUCUCUUUACAUCUGAGAUUGUUUUCUGUCCUUUAACCUCCCCUCUACUGGGGCAACUGCAAACCUGGUUGGUUUGCAGGAUGCAUAUUAGAUGCUAAAUUUCUGAAUAAGUAAUGAUCUUGGUUUGAGCUGUUUGUUAGACUGGGCUACAGUAGAACAUUAACCCCUUUCCUGGCAUAGUUUGACUAUGUUCGAUUUCUUUCCUGCAUGUCCAAACUAAAUAUUAUCAUAUGUUAUAUCUCAUACUUGAUUUUGUUGGAAAACUCUUAUUGUAGUCCCAUUACAGUGCUACCGAAAUCUGCUAUCUCAUUCAUUAAAUCUACAGAAAUAGCAAUUCCUAUUACUAGCUUAAAAAAACAUUGUUGCUGUGGCUCUUUAACUGUACAACAGUAGCAUUAUAUCCGAAGCCAUUAAAGCAGGACAACUCAAACUUUAGCAAAAAAUCAACUCCUCAUGUUGGUUGUCUUUUUUACAUAGUUUCUGGACAUGAGAAAGAAUGGACCGAGAGACCGUAAGAUCCAUAAAACAAUAUAUUUUCAAUUAGGGGUGGGAAUCACUAGUGGUUAUACGAUACGAUAUUAUCAUGAUACUUGGGCCACAACACGACAUUAUUGCGAUUUUUAACAUUUUGCAAUACAGUGAGUAUUGCGAUACAAUGUAUCGCGAUUUAUACCAUUUUUCCACUGUUCAGCUAAUUUAGCAUUUGUCUUUCCUUUAUGUUUGUCGUAUUUACGCUGUAGUUUAUUUUCAUGUAGCACGUCUCGCAAACCUUAUAUAUAUUUGUUUUACUAACUUUCUCCCGCUCUUUGAUGUCACCUCUGCCAAAGUUUCCCAUUAUCAUAGAUUUGACUUCAUAUUAGCAAUUAAUUCGAAAAAUCGAUACUUGGUAAAUGAGACGAUACAAUACAUCACCAUACAAAAUAUCACAAUACUAUAGUAUAUCGUUUUUUUCUCCAACCCCUAUUUACAAUAAAUUGGAGUGAACAGAUAUCAGACUUUUAUUGUGACAUUAAUUCACAAAAUUAUAUAUAUUUUUUUUUCUAAAACUUUGGCCUCACCAAAAAUAAACUUUGUCUAGAUCACCAAAUUUCAGAGCUGAACGACCAGGGCAGUUUGAAAAUAUUGGUGUAACCUUUCUGUGCUCAAGCAUUUUGUCUAUAUCGCCCCAACAUAAUGGCAGUGCAGCUUAAUGUGCACAAUGGUGCUUUUCUGAAAAUGUUCCAGCAUGUUCCAGAAAAGUAAUCAACAAGGACAAUGAUAGUAUCACUGUUAUUGACUCUACAUGAAACCAUCAUUCAUGCCAGUUUUUGGACAGUGAAACUGGAUUCAGCCGUGCCUGGCCGUGUGUUCAGCGUCUAUUGUCUGGCACACGUGGUACUUUGUUUUCUUUUCCCACAAGCCGUGGAUGGAGGUCAGCCCAAGUGGCAUGUGCCGUUUGUAUGAUGAAUCUAAAUAGUGACAACACCCCGCCCAUCUGGCACACACAGGCGGGCUGUCUGUUUUUGGAGCACACUAAGUGAUAAAAGAGGGAGGCAAGUGCAGAGGUAACCAUACAAUACUUUCAACAUCAUAGUUGUUACGAUUAUUUCAGACAUAUCUUUGCAUCUUUGUUUUGAUUUAUGAUGGUUAUAAAUACAAUUGAAUAAAAUAUUUGUACUCAGGUCAGUCCUUUUUUUUUUUGGGAAUAAAAUAAAAAUAAAAGGCAUUUUUACACGUUUCUUUUAAAAGGACCACAAACUCCAUCAAGACUUUCUUUUCAGACACCUAACAAGGACAAAAAGGGCAAGGGCCACUCCCCAAGGAAACUCUUUUCAUCACAUCACUGCUCCCCCUGUAAUUAGACACAGCUUAAAAUAUGUAAAUGAAAUUUAUCUAAAGUCCCUCCCACCCAUGCAGGUUUCUUCCUGUUUAACUAAACCUCUUAACAGAGAAUAGUGACAUUGUCUUUGUUUUGUAACAAAAAACACAUUCACCAUAACGUUUCUUAUCGCGGCACAAAUGUAGAGACGAGUCAGUGUGUUAAAUUUAGAUGAUUUGUAAUGUAAUGUAAUUUAGUCUAUUUGUAGUAGGGCUGUAAUCAAUCAAAGAAAUUCUUGGUCGACUAAAACCCUGAAAUUUUUGGCCCAAAAUCGACUAAUCGGCAAACCCCUCUGCAGCGGGGGACGACGCAGCUCUGCGUGUUCUGGGACAGGCUGUUACCUGUGAAAUGGGGGUGCUUUGAAAACACCCCCAUUAGCACUUGGUGCGUUCCUACUGAUGAAAUUAACCAUAGACUGUAAAUUGAUGUGUCGUCCAAUCAGAAUUUUGGUCGACUCAGCACGUAUUGACCAAUAAGUCGGCCAGUUGACCAGGAUUUUACAGCCCUAAUUUGUAGUAAUUUCUAGUAUCCUGGUUGUAUGAUGUUAUGCUGCAUUAGAGUUACCUCGGAAGUCAGGUGUCGGAGCUGAAAAUGACGUUACACCUUGUCCAAGCGCUAAAAUAACUUUCAUAGAUGUAGCCAUCUUGUUUCAGGCCUCCGAUUUUGCUUUUUUCCAACUUGGUAACUGAAAUGCUGGGAAUUCGGGUGUGACGUCUGACUUCCGAGGUAACUUGAACACAGCAUUAUAGUCUUCAUAGUCAUAGGAUGUGUUUGUUAUUUCCAUUUGUGUCAUUAUUCUUUUGUUAUUUUUCUAACUGGAUGUUUCCUUGUCUUGAAAUAUUAAGGUAGUUAAAGUUUAUAACAGUAACUUUGUGUUUUGGUUUUUUUUAAUAAGACAGUUAGCAAAGUAUAAGAGGGAGUGAAAAGUGGUUAUGUAAAUCAAGUCAUGUGUAAACACAGUGGUAUAUCUGUGUGAUAUUCUCAUAGUCAUGAGUUCUGUUCACUGAGUGAGGGGAGUUUUCGCUCAGUGUCUCUGUGACAGUUGGACAUCAUCACACUCACUUCAUUGCAUUAGGGUCAUGAUGCCGCAUGUGAAUAAUUUUAGCUAUUGUUUGUUAAGUGUGUGUGCAUGUGUGUGUGUGUGUGUGUGUGUGUAUUUGGCCAGAAGAAUCAGGACUGUUGAUCUCCCAGCCUCGUCCUCGGCAGCACCCACGCCCCACUGAGCAUCCGUGUGCCGUGGGCCUCUUCAUUUGCAUUAAGUGCAGUUGUUUUAACAAAGCCCUGCUUGUAUGAAGACCCACGCACACACUCAGAGGAAAGUGCUUCCAGUCACUCUUGAUUUACUUCAAUUGUUUUGAAGUUAUUGUCUCCAGAUUAUGUUUCAGUCCAUUGUCUGGGUCUGAGGGCCAAUCAGGCUUGAUUUAGUGCUUCACUUUCCUUGAGCAUUACCUUGAUUUGAGUGGGAGAUCAGAGUAGCCUCACAAGAGUUUUCUCUGGGAAUAAACACAUCCGCUCAUCACCACUCACUCUUUUCUUGUGUAUACAUGAGCACGCACCACCUAUUUUUAACAGCCAGUCUCCGAGAGAGGGAGGGAGGUUCAGCUCCGAUCUGGAAAAAAACACAUAAAGAAAUGAAAAUAAGUCAUGUGUUUGUUUUUGCCAAAGAUUUCAAUGCAAUUCGAUUUAACUUUACUAGAGCAUUCUUGGGAGCAAUCAUGGCUUGUUGUGUAAAACGCAGGGCCAAUAAAGGCCUUUCAGCUAAGCACUGAAGUGUAUUGUAUCUCAAGACCCUCUUAUACAUGAUCACCUCGACAGUUUCAGGACAUGAUAUUUUCUGAAAAUGCCUUUCAAACAUGUUAUAAAGAGCAGGGGUCUAUCAGAGUCAGAUGGGCUUUGACUACUUAGACUUGCUUGUUUGGUUUUGUUCAUGGGGUUAAAGUUGCCUUUAUAGAGUAUGAAGUAGAAGAAGAGGGAGAGGUCCUUCACAAUGGUGACUGUUGGUAGGGGUGUCCCGAUACAACUUUUUUACCUCCGAUACGAUACCGAUAUCGUAGCCUUCAAUAUUGGCCAAUACUAAUAUUGAUCCGAUAUUAGCACAAACUUGUACAUGACAAGUUUUGCACUCGGCUGCGAUGUCUUUUUCUGACUUUAAUGAAAAGUACUGCCACAUGGCCGAUAUCACUCCUACUCCUUGGUACUUUGUUAGUACCUUAGUACACACUGUUGUUGUGAUCACAUGGGCUCUACAUGCUGGAUCAGGGUGCUGCUAGAUAGAGGUUCUGGAACGGAGUCUGGAAUGGACUGCUUGUAUCGGAGUGCUGAUAUCUGAGAUUUUAGAUGCAAGCAAACACAAUCCGAUAUUUGAUUUUUUUGUUGAUAUCAGACCAAUAUUCGAUAUCAAUAUCGUAUCAGGACACCCCUAACUAUUGGGAUCGUGUUGUUAAACGAAAAAGUCUGGAUUCAAAUUGUGUGAGUAGAUUCAGAUAGUUGUUGAUACAUGCUGCCCCUCAGCACAGUUUCAGGAAUAGGGAUGUGCACAUCCAGCUGAAUAAACCGUGAAAUGUCGUCCCUGUCACUAGUCAGUUUAACUCAGUAAUAUUAUUUUUAUAGUGAGAGGCCUGAAAUGCCAAUGGUAUGUGUCAGCAGAGACUGCAACUCUGAAGUAAUAUUGUUUAGACUGUGGUGUAGCUCCAAGUGUGGGGAAGAAGAAGAAGAAGAAGAAGAAGAACUGUUAUCAAGUGUUUAGAAAUAGUCAUAAAACAUAAAAAGAAAUAUGUUACAAGUAUCAAGAUAAACAUGCGCAAAGGAGCAGUUGUUGUAAUAGAUAUAAUCAUAAAUACACACUAUAAAACAACAGUAUGUCUUGAUCAUGUGUUGCAGGGAGCAGUUAUUGUAAUUGUCCAGAUUAUUGCAAAGUGUGGUUAUUAUGGGCCGUGCAGCAGUCUUUUCACAGCCAUAGGGAAAAGUUCAACACUAAAAGGAGUUAUGCUAGACAUUAAAAAUGGUCACAUCAGACCCUAAAAAUGCAAUUAGAUACUAAAAAUGCAGUCUUUGUUGAGUACAACAUGGCACCAUCCGAAAGUAUAAGGGUUGUAGAAUUGCAGUGCUACAAAUGCAGUCAUGAAUCUGCACAUAUACUUUACCUUAGGAAAGUUCUUGUUGUGGAAAUCCUCGUUAAUUUAAGUAGCCAUAAUCUUUUUUUUUUCAAUCAACAAAACACAAGGGAGUUUGUUACAUUUCAAGGUUGAAUUUAUCCUGCUGAAGGUAGAGUUAUUAGAGAUUAACUUUUCAAUCCUUGGCUUGUCUAGUCUGCAAACUACAGUGUCUUUAGGUUACAUAACUUCAACAAAAACCCACCAAAAGGUCAUUUUUAAGUGAGUGUAAUCAUGGGGUACAAAAGAGCUUUGAUGGACUAUAAAUUCAUGAUAUAAGUGGAGUCAAUUUGCAAUAUUCUAUUUUGUCAGCUAAAAGCACACAAACUGAUAAAGACAAAGCAUCAUGGUGAACAUAUGAAACAGGAGCCGCAGCUUCCCUCUGCACUUGGAGCUGAGUUGCAGAAAGCAGAUGGAUGACUGGGAGAAUCUGCAUGAAGUCUACUCUAGAGUGGAGAUCAGCUGUCACGACAGCAAUCCAAAAAACAAGCACACUAGUCGUCUUUCAUAUCCUGUGCUUGCUGUUGUGCCGUAUCAAAUUUCAAAUGCUUUCGUGUUUGACAGUUCAAUUUUGUUUUGUUUUGUUUUGUUGGUUUCAAGGUGACUAAUUCUGUCCUCUGCUCUGCCCUCUUACAGCUCAGGGAUAUGUGUGUGCAAGACGGGAGUUUACGGACCCAAGUGUGAUGAAUGUCACCCAGGUUUCUUCCACUUCAGCAGCACGGGCUGUCGGCCCUGCCAGUGUCACAAUCACACCAACUACUGCCAUCCACAGUCCGGUGAGUCUGCUGAGGACACACUGAUGCUCUUUGCUAAUCACAAAAACGUGUCUGUUAGAGAUUCAUGGACUAUCAGUGCCUACAAAAGCAUUUUUGCUUAUUUUGAAGUUCCUUAAAUAUCCCAACAAGCCUUGAGGUUUAAUGGAUAGAAAUCCUGGUUUGGUUUGUACCUCAGCUUUGCAGUACAGUACAGAAAACAAACUAAAGACAUAACAUUUUCUUAAUCUUUAUUACAAAACUUAAAGGACCUCCCUUUUUAUACAUCCUCUGAGGCCCUCCCUUCUAAUAAAUCGUACAAAGUGAAGGUUCUGGCUUGUAGGCUUACUCAGAUUUCUUUCUCAGAUUUUAACUGAAACAUGAUUAAGAAAUAUAUAAAAAUUCAUACAGAUAGAAUAGUGCUGUAACUUUCAAAAUUAAUAUAGUUUUGAAAGAAGCCAUAGACAGAUACUGACACCUUUAGGAUUAUAGAGCCGUCCCUUGGGAUGGGCAAUAUGAGCUAAAAAAUCACGAUAAGAUUUGCCAUUCUGGCGAUAACGAUAAAAGUCCCGAUAAAAGAUAUUACAAUUCCAAUCUUUAUUUUUGACUUAUUUUGUCUUGAAAACACCAGUUGGAAUUGUCCAGUAAGAUACUUAACCACAAGUCGGAGUGGUAAGUUAUUGAGAAUACUAAUGACAUCAAGAAGUCUCAAAUGUGAAAACAUUUUCAACAUUUGUUUAAAACUCUUAUUGCACAGAGUGAACAGCAGCAGAUCCACUGUUUGAUGUCAGGCAAACCUGAUUGCGCUCAUCUAAACCCCACUCUUGAAGAAAACCCCUCAUUUGGAGCCUCGUUCAGUCACGAGCUGCUCAGAAACGUCUUCUUCAUUACCUUCGGCCAUAUUUGUUUGUUAUUCUGCUCUGCGUGGGCUACAGCUGCGAUUCGCUCGUGCUUACGCCAUCAACUUGCAUUUAUUGUAUUUAUCAUGAGAUGGCAAACAUUUAUAAUAGAGGAUUUUUCUUACAAUAUAUCAUGAAAGAUAAUUUAUUGCCCAUCCCUAGCCGACCCCUUUUGUUGAAUGUGAAGAUUGGUUGGAAUAGUGCUGCAGUGUCAUGACACACUGACCACAUUUGCUUCUUAAAUAUCAUAUAUGAAUUCAAAUUUUUCAAACCUAAAACCACAAAUGUAAAUGACUUUACCAGCUUGUCAGUCAGGGACCAAAAUACACAGAUAUCUGUUUACAUGCAGAGAUUCGUAACACAAAAACAGAAGACUUUUGUUUUUAUUCUGACAUAGGGCUGGGCGAUAAAACGAUAACGCUAAAUAUUUAAAAUUAAUUUCCCUUGAUAACGAUAUAAAACAUGGUCAAUAUGCUUUUCGAUAGUCGGCAUUCUGCUGUAUUUUGGUAGACUAUACGAAUACCCAAUGAAAAAGGGAGUUGCUCACCAAUCGUGUGCUGAAUUAAAACCAAGUAGCAAACAACUGCAUCAUAGCAGGCUGCAGCUACAUGCAACUAUAGCACUUUAACACAUGAAGCUGACAGCACUGUUUGUGAGAAAAAAAGAAAAUGAGUACUACCCCCGGCAGAAAUGCAGAAGAAAGCUCAACAGAUGAUGACAUCGGUGACAACACUGGCACAAAAACAUUGUUGGUGUGGAGGUUGAUUGUUUUUUUGAGGUCGGACAUGAAGCAGAGUAAUGUGCACUGCAAAUCAUGUCAGGUACAUGUUCUCGCAAAGUCAGCGAAUACCUCAAAUCUUUUUCACCACCUGAAGCAGUGCCACACAGCAGAGCACGUGCAGUGUAAAAGGUUACAAACCCUGAGUGGAGCAAGAAGCCCAUGGCGCCUGUGCAGCCGAAAGAGCCGACCAUUCAGUCCACUUUCUCUACACCUUAUGACAAAACGUCAAAGAGACACAAAGACCUCGCAGAUGCAGUAGCUCAUUGUAUUGCAAAAGACAUGCUACCAAUAGGCACUGUUAAAUUUCAUUUAAGAGUAACAGCAAACAUUUAAGACUGACAAGUAAUUUUUUUUAUAUCAUGAUAUAUCGAUACUGACUGAUAUGAAAAAAAUAUUUCAUGAUAAACUUUUUCCCGUAUCACCCAGCCCUAUUCUGACAUCAAAGUGCACUUAUCAACGGACUUAUUUAGACAUACGACUGCCACACCUGCAAGAAAAAUACUGGGAAUGUUUCUAACAAGAACCCUGAAAUAAGGGUGAUCCAAACAUGAUUUAAUCAUGGUGACUUCAAAAGUACAAGUUGUCUUCUCUCUGAGUAAGUCAGACAAAAAAAAUGAGUACCCACAAAAUAUUUAACAACAGUUCCUCAUGAUGUCUUGUGGCACCAAAGAAGAGCAUCUGAAAGGCUUUUUUUCUUCCCCUGACAAUGUUUUUUUUAUUCAGUGUAUUCAUCAUUUCUGUCUUCAUUGUAAGGGAGUAAAAGAAAAGCCUGCUCCUGGUAAAUGCUGCUUUGCUCUGUGUGUAAUGACACAGCUAAAACGAGUGAAAAGGUUCAUCACAGCACUGAACAGAAAACUGGAGAUUGAACUCUGUGGCUUUCAGGGGCAGUGGGAAAUAAAUUUCUGCGUAGGUUCACACUUCUAUGUUAUGCACAGAGGAUAAGCGGCUGUGUUUGGUGAGAGAGUUUGGGAGUACACAAACUUUCUGCCUCUCUUAAGCAAAUGUUAACUCAAGAACCACAGCUGAAUGUGGACAACCACACGUCUAGUUUCAGUCUGAUUUCUUGAUCUCGUGUGAAGGAGGAUUUUCGGCUCCUUUUCCCAGCAGUCGGAUUUUAAAACAACCAGUGACAGGAAGGAGGAAAGGCUGAGGGAAGAGGGUUUUGGUGGGUUAGUUUUAGAAGCCAUAUGUCUUCCCAUUAUAAUGCAGGGGCAGAUGGAGAGCUGCAGCCUUGCCUGAGCUCAGCGUUCACACUGCUGUGGAUUAACAUAGCUCAGGUUUGACAGCUCCUUUUAAAGUCUGACCCUGGCCUCUCCCCGGGACUAGAACACAUUGUGCAAAUGCAAAUUAUACAGUAUACCAAACUCUGUGGACCACAAAUAAACAUGACAGGGCCUCGUCACUUCUAACAGGACAGAGACAGACUGUCCCAGCAGAGUUUUCAGCUGAAAUAACAUCCACUGACUGAAUGAAAAGAAUGCAGAGAAAAAGGGGUUUUCUCAGUUUAAGAUUCAAAAACGUUUCCUCAUGAACAAAAGUUUUAUGAUUUGCCCUCUUUGAAUUUUUCUCCUCCGUGCCUUACACGUGUUCAAACCUGCUCAAGUAUGCAUUACGUAAGGCCUCGGCUUACCAACCGUACUACAGAUUCUUUAUUUGACAUAUUUUUAAAGCUGUGACUAACUUUGUCCUUUUUAAGAUCCUCACUCCGCUGUGUAAAGUAUCACCAGUUAGUCUGGAGUUUUUAGUUUUCACAACAUUCCUGUCAGAGCAUCCACUGACUGUUUUAAGAGUAGUCAUGUUGACUUUUUAGAUCGAGGUUGGUUUGAAAUACUCUCGUUAAGCCAGAAAAAGGAAUGUUUUAUACAGAUGUGUGGAAGUUUUCAGAGAAGCCAGAUACGUUGUCUGGAAUAACCAAGCAGGUUUACAACAUUAACGUGCUAUGUCAAAGUGUGAAACUACAACGGAGUAUAAGGGCCACAUUAAGAAAAAAUCUAUUUAAGACCUCGAGUAAGAAUAAAGUCAAAAUAAAGUAAUUACAUACGAGAAUAAAGUCGUACUGAAAUCAUUACUCGAGAAUAAAGUCCUUAUAUUCUUACCUGUUGUUUAAGAUAACAGUUGUUGAAAUGAAAGCCAUGGAGCAUUUCAUAAAAAUGUACUUAUAUAGGUUUCUCAAACAAGAAGAUAAUUCGACUAUAAUCUCAAAGUCUUUAAUUAUUUUUUCUUAAUGUGGCCAUAAUACUCUGUCGUAUGAACCAGCAGGAAAAUUAAAAAAUAUUUUGGUUUUUGACCUCCUCCCUCUUGUACGGACCUUUCUCAGGAUUAUUGGACUAUUUUGAUGAUCUUACAUGAACUAAAAUAUUAAUUCCUAAAAAAUGUUUUCCUAAUUUUUAUUUUUAUUUUUUAUAAUCAUUAAUCUGACAUUGUUUCAUUAUUUGCUCAUGCUCACAGAUUGGUGAUCCUUAUCCCAUCUUAACUCCCCAGCUUUUUUAUACCUUUUUUCACACAUUCCUGUUACUAACCUGUUUAGUUGGAGGAUAUUCCACCAGGUGUAUUUUUUUAAAGGUAUUGCUGAAACCAAAUUCAAAAUGUGCAUAUUGUUUUUGUAAAGCUCUACACUUUGUCAGUUGUAAUAUGGGAUUUGAACCCACGACCUCUGCGGAGACCGUGGUCCCCAUAAAUGGGGCGCGCUAACCCAUUCGACUAGUAAUGCGCUUUUAAAAAAUAAGAUAUAGAAUUUAAAUGAUGUUCCAAACCAUCGACAUUUUGUUUAAGUAACAUAUUAAACAGCCUCCUAUCUUUUUAGAAUUUUGAUCAUUAAAGAAAAAAACAACCUGUUUAUUUUACCAUGUUGAUUAAUGCUGCUUUAAUCAAACACAAGAAAUACAAACUUUAAUAAAGGCUCAUUUUACAAAAUGAAAAAAAUAUGUCAUAACUCACAAACAAAGCCAUUAUUUCUCAUCACUGGUCCACAGUUUGUUUAAAAGAAUCACUUUCCUUCAAGUGAAACUACUUAACAACCUAGAAUUGAACCUGUUGAGGUGUUGAGGUCUGUUUGGGGGCUGAUUUCAUUCAUAAACACACAGGUGAGGCAUAUAGCAUGCUAUGCAGCUUGUGGACAGGUUUGGUCAUGUCUGCAUGAGCUCAAUCUGUGAACAUGGAGGCAAAACAGCCCAACCAUAAACAGUCCAAUGGUGGUAAAACCUUCACAAGUAUUUACAGUUAUAAUAAGCAAUGACUUCACGGGUCAAAAAACAAAGUUGUUUUCGUUCCAUGAAAUAGACACUUAGAUAUUGCAAGGUAAAGUAAAAAUAUGACCCUCACUGAGCUAACUUUAAGUCAAAAUGGGCUCUAGAAGGGAUUGUAUAGCUUUGCUCUGCCUAUGACAUGCAGCCCAUAGUUAGAUAGACAGAAAAACACACAGGCAGACAUACGAACACAAGAACACUUUAUUGACCUUCAAGGCUUUUAACCACCUCAAAAAACUCCCUUGAGGAAAAUCAAAGUAUUUACAACUUAGUUUUCUGCUCAUGCAGUUGCUGCUUGCAUACAUCUGACAUGUCUGAACUUGUCUGUGCUGCAUGUUUGCAGUUAAUUUACCAUACUUCUUUCGCUUCCUCCUUGUCUUCAAGGUUUAUUCACCACAGUGUUGCAUAAUUGUUGACCUUAGUUUUUAACCUCUCUGUGUCUGCUCAUUUGAUUUUGUGUUCUCAGAAACCGACAUGUUGACAGAAAUAGAAAAACUCAGCUAAAGCACAGAUACCCACUGAAACUUCCUCAGUACUGUAGCUCAGUUACAGUAAGUUACAGUAAACCUCUGUUCAGGACUUGAACUUCAUUUAUAAUGGUAAAAAAGUAAAAGUUAGGCCUGCUGCAUUGAUCCCUUUGUACUAAAAGAGCAGCUUGGUCUUUUUAUUCUAGAAUCAUGUAAACAACCUUUUUUUUUCUACAAACUAUCAAACAAAUUAUUUUGGUAUCCAUAAUUUAUUGCAGAAUUCUAACAGUUGAUUGUAAUUGAUCAUAUUUUUUAUUGUGCAAUUUAAUAUCUGUAAUUUUUAAGUUUCACAUUAAGUACAUGAACUAAUUAAAACAAAAAGUACUUACAAGUGUCUCCAUUUGUGAUGGAAAUAUUUGCCAUGGACUGUACUCAAACAUCUUGACUUUCAGUUUUGUUAUUCUGAUAAAUGUCACGCGGCUACACCAGUGUGGUCUGAAACCAUUGCUCAAAGUAAAAUAGAGUGCAUGCAUGCUUCCUUUUUUUUUCUUUCAGAGGAUAACACUGUUGUACAUGUUGGAGACCUCUGCCUUAGAUGUACAACAGCUCACACACUCCAAAUCAGUGCUCUGACAUUUUUUCUGAUGUGCUUACCCACUGACAUCAGUCUGAUUAGUCGCUCCUGUCUGCUCAGCUCAGGCUAGAAGUACUCUGUGAUAUUUAAAGUCUUUGCAACACCUGAGCAGUCUAUGAGUUUCUAAAAAUGUAAAGUGCCAUUCAAAAGUGCAGCGGCUUAACUACGGAGUGCCAGAACGGACAAAAAAAACACACGACUAAAAAAAUUAUCAUGAUAGUUUCUGACCGAUAAUUUCUGUUAACACUGACAGCCCAUGUUUACCAGACUUAUGUAGAUUCAGAUUUUGUAAUGUUGAUUUGUUUCUGAAUGAGUUUGAUCCAAUUCAGUAUUACUGUGAAAGAGACACAUGAAAGAAACAGGAAUCAGCUGAUCCCAGCUAGCAAAAUAUCAUGCUGAUUGUUUUUUGCAGUUUGCAAGGCUUGAUAUGAGAACAUCUUUUUUUAACUUAGCAAGCUGUAGUGAAAAAAAACAAACUGAUUAUCAAACAAUGCUGCCAUGACUAACCUGAGAUGUGUAACAUUGAAAGGCAGAGUUAUGUAACUGACUUAUCUCACAUCUUAUGUGCGGGUGAAAUGCCCCUCUGAUCAUGUGACCUUUGUUCUCUUCUACAGGAGUGUGCCUGAACUGUGAGGGGAACACACAAGGAUCAAACUGUGAGGAGUGUAGGCCUGGUUUCUACCGCAGCCCCUCUACCGCCCAGACCGAAGCCUGUGCACCAUGUCCCUGCUCCAACAACACUUCCACCGGCACCUGUCAGACCGGUCAGUCCCUGCUGCUCACAAACACACACACACACACUUAAGUCCAUGAGUGCUGUCGCCGUGUUUCACGAAGGAAAUCAUGUUGCUGUCUUGGACUUUGAGGUCCAUGUCAAAAAACCAGAGUGCAUGAGUACACAGAAAUGAAACAGUCUGAGUAUAAAGGUUUAAAGCUCAAGCACAAGGUCAACAGAUCUAAGUGCAAGUAAGACAAUUUUAGCAACAAGAAAGGAUAGUGUCCAUAUUUUUUUUUUAUCCAACUUGUUAUUUCCAUGAAAAAGUUUGUUGUGGUUAAAAAUAUCUUUUGUAGAGUGUCUUGGCGAAGACAUGUGCCAGUAAGUUUCACAAGGUUUCAGACUGAAAAUGAGCAGCUGUUCACAAACGUAAUAAAAGAUACAUAAAAGAUGUGCUGCUACAUAGUUUUAAUUGCAAGCGUGGUUUUGGCCUUCCCUACAAUAAAAAAAAAACAUGAAUUAUGGAAGUUUUUACCAUGUAAAGGCUUUUAAACCUUAUGGGAGUUGAACAAAAGGCUGGUCCAAAAAAUUUGUUAACAUCCGUUGUGUUUGGCUUCAUGUGGACGGUAAAAGAAACACAGAGGCUAUUACCUCAACUCGGGCAUGGUAGUUGUUCUUUAUAUGUAUCGAUGGCAGGCUGCCAGUUUACUUCUGCGUGUUACAGUCAAGUUUAAUUGUAUGUUUACAAGGAAACCUUUCUCUGUUUCAUAAUUCUGCGGAACAAAGGCAAAUAAAUACCGUUUACAACUGUUGCUGUAGUUUGAGAAGACUCUGGAUAAACUGGCAUUGGUGUUUGAUGUAACAAACCGGUUACACAUAAUCCUCACAUGUUUUUGGAUGAUGUUUUUCUUUGGGGUUUGAUGCAGCAAACUGAUAGUGCAUCAUCCUCACAUGUUCAGUAUGCCUGACAUGUGAGGAUUCCUGUGGACAGAGGAGAAAAACCUCAGAGUGGACUAGACCUGGGAAAUAAAUGUUAAAAGAGUAAAAAUAUGGUCCCUAAAUUGAUAAUCAUUUUUUACUUUUUGAAUUUUAUAUAAGUCAAAACACUAACUUACAUCCUUUUUACAAUAAUUGUGCAUAUUUGUGAUAAAUAAUCAAAAUAUAAAACCCAAAAUAACAACUGAAAGCUGAAAUAUUUGAAAACUUAACCACAACCAUGACAAUAAAGCAGAACAUCAACAGUCAGAUGUGUCAGCCUUUAAGUUGUUUAGACUACUUUUAAAAUCCUCCAAUGAGACCUUUUGUCACAUUUCAGCACAUUAUAAGAGCAUCAGUAUAUUUUGUGAGUAAAAUGUUCAGGGAUUUAUUUCCAGCUCCCUCUACGUUUUGGUAAGAAAUAAUGUUGAAGGGAAACCAAACGAAGGUGCGUUCAAAUAGUCGACAGUCUUCCCCGUAUGACCCCCCGCACCUCCUCCACCUCCAGGCCUCUGCUGCCCUACUUUUACCACACACCCAGGGGUCUCUUUUGGGUUGAGAUCUGGGUUAAACUACAGUCAAAGGGGUAUUCCUGCGCUAUCUCAGUGCAGUGUGACAUUUCAUUUUAAAUCUGGGCCAUGAAGGAUGCACUCGGUGAACGAUAAACGGCUGAAAGGUGCAGAAAGAGCGCAGUGUUAGACAGGAGACAGUUUCCCAAACUAAUAAACAUAAUACUGAACUACAUGAACGUUCAUUUAUUCAUGGUACUACAUGCCUUUGGCACAGCACAGCAGACACCAGAAUGUUUUAGAGCAGGUUGUAUUUUUCUUUCUUUUUGUAUUUAUGGGACUUGUGUUUGCUGUCAACUCAAGUAACAACAAAAUAACACGUGAAGUUAGAACAGUUUGUCUUCUUGGAUACAUUUUGGUUUAUAUAAUAUCAGAAACUAGUAAAAUAUACUUUCACAGUAAUCAUAUGGUAUAUAAUGGUAGAAAUGUGAAAAAGCAGAAAAAUGUCACAAGAAGAAAUGUUGUUUUUGAGUUUUGGAAUUGACAUGAUAAAGAUAUUUAUCUGAGGAGGUACUACAACAUUUCAGUAAUGAUGAAACAUACUUUAAAGUAUUCAAUCAUAUCUGGUGAUUUAGCGGUUGUGAUGAUCUGAUAAAUAUUAUUCAGUGCUGAAUAGUUACUUUAGAUGAAACGUGCAAAUUGGUGCAAAGUUCCACCAAAACUCUGCUUUUGGUAGGUAACCGGACACAAAAAUCCAGGCUUAGAUUACAGAAGUUUUGGACUGAUUAAGACAGAAAUCCAAGGAGAAAUCUGGUCUAGGACCUUGGUCUGAAUUAUUGUUAGGCCCAGAUUAUCUGGUAAUAUGAAGGAUUUAGAGAUAGAGUCUUAAACCUCUUGAAUGAGUCCCUGACUCAUCAGGACCGCCCUGUUAGGUUCAAACUUGUUUGAUAUUGAGGAUUUAAAAUCAGCAGGAUUAACUCAGUACUUUCUGAGCGGGAUGACAGCCAGUGAGGAAGAAGAAGCUGACAAGAACUUAACUCUGAUAGCAUUAUGUUGUUGACGGCUGACUAAUAAGACAUUUAAAGUCUUACCUCUGUUUCUCACUGAAGUCGAGGGUAGGAUGUGUUGAAGGUGACUACAGCAUCUCAUUGAAAUGCAUCACUCUCACUUUUUUUUACAUCUGCUGCCCCUGGUUAUCACGUGAGAUCACAUGAGAUCUCACUAAAACUCUUGUAAUGAUGUCCUUAUUAUAGUCCCCCUACAGUGGGGUGUUACUGAAAAUUCAACUUGGUUCAUUGUGUAUUACUGUCUACUUACAUUCUUGGAUACCUGGCAUUGCCAACUGAUGCAAAAUCCCUCUGUUUUAUACAGCGGGUGCAACAAAUACUCUCAGAGCUGCCAAGCGUCACGCUUUGAGUGUGACAGUCACGCAAUUUGACCCAUUAAAAUCACACCACACGCCACACUUGACAUUUCUCACGCUUAUAUUUCCCCAUUCAAUACUCAUUUAUUUAUAUUUUUUCACGACAAUAAACUUGGCUUGCCAUAGUUCAAGUAACUCUGAUUGACUGCCCGAGAUAACCAAUCCCAAAUCAUCCAUCAGUACUUGCCUGAAUCUAACCAACCACAGAAGGCACCACACAAUAUAAACCAAUCAGAAGCAAGGCAAGGCAGGUCUUGGCAUCUCUAACAAUCUAGUCCCCAGCUAAAUGAUGGAGAGUUGGUUGAAAUGCAAUAUUGACAAAUAAAUGUAUUCUGUCAAAAUUUUGGUUUCAAUUUUCAUUUCUAAUUUCUGGUUAGUUAAGACUAGCGUUAGGAGGCCACAGUGCAGAGAGAGCAGCUUGCAUGGAGAUGAGAACAUCAGUCUUAAGAUAUUAAUCAAUGUUAAAAAAGGCCAAAUCAUCAUCAUCUUAAGUCUCACUCUUGUCAUUUCCUGAAACUUGGCAGCCCUGUAUCGUCAUAUUCUGUGCUGUAUGUAUGUCUGACAUCAAAAAGAAGAUUCGUUUCAUGUCUCUUGCUGCAACUUGACUAUGAAAGCGUAAAAGUAUGUCCAAAAAAGACUUGGAGUCUGAUCAUGUUACCUGGUUUAUUCGCCGGGGUGAAGAUGUAUCCCAAGACCUUAAUUACAGAGUGGCUAAGAGCCAUGUUACGCCAUGUUGUGCAUAUCUUUAGCCACUAAUGGUUUCAGUUCACCUGGCUCCAACAUCACACUACGACAUGGUGGCUUAGAUCACAGCUUAUCCUCAUCAAACGGCUGCUGAAGCCUUUCUGCAAAACUGCCUACUGAGGCUUCCUUUUAGCACUGCAUCACUGCAUUUACUUCACAUGCUUAGUCCUCAUUGUGUACUCUCACCUCGUUCUUCCUCUGUCUGGACCAAUCAUUGACAACAUUGCAAUGUCCCUAUACCCCCCUCCCCUGCACUGCGGCCUGCAUGGCAACAGCUGUAUAUAGAUGCACUUACGCUGUCAGGUUAUGUUUGCUUGUACCAGGGGCCUCGGCGGAGGUUGUAGAACGUGGGAGGAGAGAGGAAGGGACACAAACCAGGCUGAGCUGAGCUGGGACAGCAUGAACACAGCUGGGCCAUUUCAGCGCCAGUCAGGCAGCAACCGACGGAGGGGGAUGGGCAGCAUCACAUCCUCCGUUUUAAACCGAGCAACCGUAGGAAGAGCUGUGUUCGUUCGCAAGGACACAAUCAUAAAUAUGCUCCAGAUCAGGUCCACAGAGAGCUGCUCUUGUGUUAAUAGCGUGUGUAGCUGCGGAGGAUGUUUUGAGUCGAAACCCUGGAAGUGAAGCAGCCUUCAUGUAGAGGUUGCCCGGGCAACAGCGACAAAUGAGAAGAUGCCGGUGCAGUAUCAGGACUCCAGAGCAGAGGAUAGAUGCUGUCUAAAUGUGCUGAUGAGGCCUGUAGCGGUAAAUGAAUACCCUCCACACUGACAUACAGUGAGGUGAAAUGGAGCAUUGCACCAGUUCAGAAUGUGGGUCACACAUGUUAAAUCAGGCUUGUAUGAUUGUAUCUGUACUCACUGCUGUAUGAUGGCUGGGUUCAGUCAGUGUAUCCUGAAGUUUAUCAUAUAUUAUAAAUCAUUUUCUAGUUCUGUUGCACUGUCUGAUUUUCUCUCUCUUUAGUUGUGUGUGUGUAUCUCAAAGCCGAUCUGGUGUCAGGUGUUGCUAGGUCUUUUUAUGUGUGUCACAGCAAAGUGGAUGAUGAUGGCAGACUAAGAGGUCAUGUCCUCUGGCCUUGUGCAGUGCAGCUCAUCUAUCCUCAUGGUUAUAUAACCCAGCAGGCCGCCUGCCUUUGAACCUCCAGCAGAGGUUAAAUCAAGCUUAUCUGGAGCAGCCUGUUCAGUACUGGAAUACAACGCAGUCAUGUGACCACACUAGAUAGAGACCAACAUCUAGGCCAGUGGAAGGCAGUUAUCUGUGUCUAAAUCAUUCAGCACUAGGGACUGUGCUGAUGAGACGACCAGAGUCCACAUACAGAGCAUUAGUUUGUGCACAGAGCUGAAGAGGAAGAUGGUAAACUGGAAAACUUCUCACAUGCACAAUGUAGAUGGAAAAACUUUUUUGUUUUUUAAAAGGAAGAGCAGUCCUGCUGCCUUUAUUCAUAAUGUGAUAUUUGACAAAGCCUAUUGGUAUUUUGACAUGUAGGAGAGACCGGGGCUUGUUGUCGCACUUUUUACACUCUUAUUACCUCCGCCAAGGAGGUUAAGUUUUGGGUGGUGUUGGUUUGUUUAACUUUACGGAGAAAGUUACAGACAGAUUGACCUGAAAUUUUCACCAGAGGUGCGUCUCAGCCCCAGGAGGAUCCCAUUAAAUUUUAGUGGUGAUCUGGACAAAAUUCUGGAUACUGUGAUCCAGAACACACAAAAAUAAGGGCAUCGUUGGAUUUUCAAUGCUGAAAGAUAACCAAUGGGCGGCACAGUGGUGUAGAUAGGAGAAUCAGUGGUGUAGUGGUUUAGCACUGUCGCCUCACAACCAGAAGAUCCUGCGUUCUAAUUCAAGUCAGGGCAUUUCUUGUUUAAGGGGGGACAUGAGCUGCUUGGCUGAGGUCUGCGCUCUCUGAGUGCUUUUCUAGUUACCUCCACCAAGGAGCUUAUGUUUUCGGUAGCGUUGGUUUGUUCGUUUGUUUGUCUGUUACCAACUUUACGGAGAAAGUAACCGACGGAUUGACCUGAAAUUUUCACCAGAGGUGCGUGUCAGCCCCAGGAGGAUCCCAUUACAUUUUGGUGGUGAUCCGGAUCACCUUCUGGAUCCAGGAAUUUUUUGAAGGAUUCUUUAUCAUUGUAAGAUAGGGCAAAUUUUUGAAUUUUUGCAUUUAACUCUAUAAAAAUGGCCAGGGUCUUUAGUAAAAAAAUUACACAAAAGGAUCUCAAUGAGUUUUAUGAGGUGUCAAAGGUUGAUCCUGAUCCAGACAAAAUUCCGGAUACUGUGAUCCAGAACACACAAAAAUAAGGGUGUCGUUGGAAUUUUCAAUGUGGAAAGAUAACCAAUGAAGAUACAUGGAAGUGUACGCUUACAAAUAUUGCAUAAUAAAUCAUGCAUUUAUGUAUCUAAUAUGAGCUCUAUUGUUUUAGGAACAUUAUGAACAGUGAACAUACCAGUUUAAACACAAAUAAAAGUUAAUAAAAGACACGUAACAGUAAAAAUUUUGGUGUGAAUCACAAUAUAAGGGGGGACAUGAGCUGCUUGGCGGAGGUCUGCGCUCUCCGAGUGCUUUUCUAGUAUAUUUCCUGGAAUCAAUAAAUCAUAUAUAAAAUGUGUACCAAAUGAAAGACCAAAGUCUCAGGUAUAUUUUUCGUAUGUAUGUCAUUUUCAUAUCUUGUGUCAGUGCAGAGUUAUAAGCAAUCAAAUGGAGAGUGUGAGCAUGUGACAUGUUGACCCACCAUCGGGUAAGUUGUGAUAAAGUCAAAAUUUCAAUAUGAGAACUGCUGAUAAGCGGACUCUGUUUAUUUUAAUCCAUUUUAAACAUGUGACAACUAACCCCAGAAUGACUGAGACAUGUUGCCCCAAACAACCAUGUCUGCUAAUAAUAGCUCUAGCUCAAAGUUAGCUUAAAACAGAACAAUGACUGAGGUAUGACAGGAUGCCAUAUAUAAAGUUUUUUUUUUUUUUUUUACUGUGGGGUGUGUAAAAUGGUUGAUUGGCACUCAUCUCAGCUCUCAGUGUGCGACCCCUGAUCAUGUAAAGGAACAAAACUAGUAUUCCAUUUUUUAGUUGUGCCCUCUGGUGGCAAAGGUUAUUGCAAUGUGACAACUUACCCGUGUGAUAACAAGCCCUGGUCUCCCCUAUCUGUAUAGGAAUUCAGGCUUUUGCAAUAUACCUAUAUUGAUGUAGCCAAUUUUUUAAUGGAAUAUUAAUGUGCAAAGAAUAUUGUGUUUAAGUAAUUGGUUCAUAGUAGGUGGCUGGUUUCCACCUGCCAUUAAACAGAGGGAAGACUAAAAACUGUAACGAGUUAAAAGAAGCUCAGACACAGUUAAAACUGAUGUGCCUCUUCAAGGAAGCUAAUGGAUUUACUUGAUAACCAUUAUUUUAAUUGUUUAAAUUCAUUUAAAUUCAUUCAUUUAAAUUCAUUCAUUCAUCAUUACCGAAUUUCCCCCCGGGGAUUAAUAAAGUUCUCUAUCUAUCUAUCUAUUCAAGUGAUGGGUACAUCUUUCAUAAAAUGAAAGCAUGUUUUUUUUUACAAUGCAGGAAGUUGAAAUGACGUAAACACAAGAAGGUAAAAUGUCAAAAUAAAAGCACCACAAACACAAACUGCGUCAUUGACCCUAGCCUUUAUUACAGAGUGUGACUGCUACUGACGACCGAGAAAAGACAUGUACACAACCCACGCCAUAAAAAAGUGACCUCGUCAGAGUGGGAGUUUUUUGUAUGUCGCAAAAUAGGCAGAUGUUUAUGAACAACAUAAAAUCAGACAGACAAAGGCAGCAAGUUUUGAUUUAGUUACAAGUUUAUUUUAUGAAUAUCAUUUUGAAUAUCAUUAAAACUGGGUGAGAGUUUUGUAGGUGUUGUUUCACCUUCUCUUAAUUAUAAGUCACUUUUACUUCAUUUUCUGAUUCAAAAGGAGAAAUUUGGCCCCAACCGCUCAUUUUAGCAGCUGAUCCUAGAUAAAGUGAUUGUUUUGAAGUGUUUGGUGGCAGAGAAAGGUUUAUUUUGAGAUAUUGUUACUCAUUGUUCUGUGUUUUUUUUAUUGGUCGAUAAGUCACCCAUAAAAGAAGUUGAAAGUGCUGCAGAGGCCAGUGCACUGUAAGGUAUACCUUUGUUCUGAACUGCUGUGGCAUCAUGUUACCGGGAACCGGAGGUUGCAGGAGAAAGCUGAGCCUGUUUAAUGACAUACAUGUGUUACAGAUGAAGAAGGAUGUUCCUUAUUAGGAACUGGAAUUGAUUCAAACUCCAGCUGGGCCUUGUGAAACUCCACUUAUAGAUCUUGUUAACAUGUAUCUUCAAAGAGCCGUAAAAAUAUAUACUAGAUAGAAAGAAGAAAUGCUGCUAUUUGAGAUUGUACUAUUGUACUACCAUUUGAUGCCAUAUUGAUUAAAAAAAAGACAAUAUAAAAAGAUUUUCGUGAGGCUUUUCCUCAACAAGAUUCCUCUAAAACACUGUCAGUGGUUUAUUUUAGAUGUGUGGAUCCAGGUUGUUGGGAUGAGCAGCAUUAUCCUAAGACCUGUUCUAUGACUUCAGGCCUGAAAGGUGAGGCGCGGUCUGACAUGACCCUCAAAAAACCUCCCACAGGUAUUGAGUUUAGAUCUACUCACCUUGUACUCUUACCAGGCCUGAGCACAGAAAAGUAUUUGGGGCAGGGCUUAGGUUGAGAGAAAUAAUAAGAGAAAAAAAAUUAAUUAAUUAAAUGUAUUCAUUCAUAAGGAUAAAGUCAAAAAGUGGAGAAUGCAUUCAAAUAGUCAAGGGUGGAGAUUUUUGUAUUGCUCCAGAUGUAUUUCACCAUAUUUCUCUACAUUUCAAAAUACGCUUGGAAAAAUUACAUAACAUUUCCCUUCUUUCAAUAAAUUUCGACCUCAGUUUCCACUUUUGGAAUAUUGAACUAUGACUUAAAAAUCAGCACUCUCUCAAUUAUUGGCAAAUCCUUGAUAUUCUGUCUCAGUUUUGAACCUUCUGAUCUUUCUUGGAGAAUGCAAAAAAAGAAAGAAAUCACAAAACCCUCAGCUGUUUUCAUUCCCCGUACCUUUUUAGAAGCUUAGAUUCAUCACUAAGUACAAAAGGUUGGGAGUUUUUCAUUCAAAUUUCUCUAAUUAUCUCAAUAUUUUGACUAAUUUCACAGUUUUUAUUUCAUGCUUGAUCUAUAUCGAAUUUUCCCUCAGGCAUAAAUGAAGUUCCUCUUUAUUCUUCCAUUUCUUCACUAGAGGGAAACAGCCCUCUGUGGAUAGAAUAUACGGCUAUCUGGGGACUCCUAGUGGUCAAAUGAAAUAAUGCAGCUUCAUUUAGGACUGUGCUAUGUUCUCAGUGAAGAGCACACGUCAAUUUCCGAUUUCUUUGCUGGAAUCAAGUUCAAAUCAGAUGUUACUCAAUUGUGUACAAAGCUGACCAGAAACUGCAGCGUCCUCUCAGCAUCAUCUAAGCAUGCCAUGGUCUCUCUUUCCUCACCUUUCUUAUCCACCUCUUUACUCUCACUCUGUCUGAUGUUUGUCAAUGUCAUACCUGUCAAUGACAUGUGUUUACAACAGCGGUCAGGCUAUAAUGUGUAUCUUAUCUUGUUUUGUUCAGAUCCCAGUGGCUCUCCGGUGUGUGAUCAGUGCCUUCCCAGGUACGGCGGCCCACAGUGUGAUCAGUGCAGCGCUGGUUUCUACAAAUCAUCAGGGGUCUGUAUUCCGUGCGACUGCAGCGGGAAUGCAGAUCCUCAGAGUCCUGAUCAGCUAUGUCACCCCGACACUGGACACUGCCUCCGAUGCAUCAACAACACCGCAGGGCCCCGGUGCCAGCUCUGUGCCCCAGGCUUCGUAGGGGAUGCCCGAGCGCAUAACUGCACUCGUCCAAGUAAGGAUAAACAGCAUUCAACUAUUUGAUUUAGAAUAGGAUGUUAUGGUUUUCUAAAUAUAAUAUGCAUUUUCAUUUCCUGUAUGAGAACCUGAGCAUUAUCAUGAACGGAUGCAUCCUCAUUGCAGAAUACAGACUGACCCCAACUGUUGUAUUUUCAAUACGCACAGCGAGUUGGGGAUCAUUUUUGGUUCUGAAAUGACUCAGUCUGUGUCAACCUGUAGAGAAAAGAUUGCCUUAAAAAUGAUUCUUUGUGGUGCUUUUAUUUUGACAUUUUACUAUCUUGUGUUUACGUUGUUUUAACUUCCUGCAUUGGCGAAUCUUGGCGAUUCAAAAACUUUAAAAUCAUGUUUUGUCUCUAAAUUCUUUCCCUCUCCAGCUCCCCGGAUUCGUCCCACACCAGCAGCUCCGACCACAACAGAGCCCACCACAUCAAGCACAUCCUCUUCCUCCAAGCCCACUACCAGCACCACUGUAACCUCCCCUGCGAGAGGCAGACCCUCCUCCACAAAAAGCAGCAACAUGAGCACCACAUUAAGCACCGCUGCCACCACCCAGGCCCUGCUGACCAGCCUGAGCAGCCCCACUGACAACACCACUGCCGCCCUGACUGAAGUCUCCUGGACCCAGUUCAACAUCAUCAUCCUGGCUGUCAUCAUCUUGGUGGUGCUGCUGCUCCUGGGCUUCGUUGGAGGUGUGUAUACCUACCGGGAGUACCAGAACCGCAAGCUCAAUGCUCCUUUCUGGACCAUCGAACUGAAAGAGGACAACAUCAGCUUCAGCAGUUACCACGACAGCAUCCCUAAUGCUGACGUGUCGGGCCUGCUGGAGGACGAGGCCAAUGAAGUGGCACCUAAUGGCCAGCUGGCACUCACCACGCAGGGAAACUGCUACAAGGCUUAGCACGGCAUUCAUCCCCGUUUGGACAGCCAGAUAUACUAAUGACAUAAAGCUGCUGGAAAGUACCAAAUCCAAAGCUCCUCAUGUAUGACUGCUUUUUGUUACCCUACUGCUCUGCAGCUCUUCACAACACUUUGCAAACUGACAGUCAGAUCAAGCUGAUGUGAUCAAAGACAGAUUUCCACUUGAAACGUUUUCCCUUUUUGAUAUGAUUUUGUGUGGAAUCAGUGAAAUGGGUCCAAAGAGAAAAAAAGAAGUGUUUUGUUUGAGUUGUGCCUGCAGAGGGCGCUGUUGUGCAGAUGGGUUUAGAUGAUUGGCAUAGCGUAAGACUGAUGCAAACACACACCUGUUUGCUGAAACAAUGAUCCUGACACUGGUUAGAGGAGUUGCAGGAGCCUAGCAUUUCAGAUAUUUUUAAAAUGGACUUCAGACUGUUUAAGUUAUGAACCGGAUCACUGGGGCAGUGAUCUUAAACUGAGACAAUGAUUGUUAUUUAAUGAAUUUUUAUUCUGCUCUUAUUUAUUGGUUGACGUUUCAUUCUCGGGAGAAAUGCUGCACAUGUAUGACGUGUUUAUUCAUGGUGUUUUAUCUUAUGUGCUGUCGAAUGGUAAUUUGAAUUGGCUGGUAUGUUUUCAUGUAUAGUUAGUGUGUUUUUGGAGAGAGUCAUAGGGGAAGGUGAGGGCUGCUGGCACAAGCAUUGUAUUGACUUCUUUUGUUAAUAGCUUCCUGUUUUUUCUUUUUUUGUUUUUUUUUUGUUGAAGUGUGCCAGCUCACCUGAAUGAUCUUAGAGGAGUGUUUCUCUAAUAGAAACUACAACAAACUCUCACCACUUGGCACUACUGCAGGGUAGUGGUUUAUCCUCUGCUCGCUAAAACAACCAUAAUCGACUUGUUAUCUAAUCUGCUCUUUGCUGUCUACCUCAGCAAAAGUUGAACAAACCAUUUACAAUUGUUGGGGUUGGGUUCUGUGACUCAGUCUCAGACGAUAAGCAGGACUCCAGUGUUGAUACAGCUAUUAUGAAGUAAAACCUGCCUGCAUAUUUUUACUGUUAUCUCCUACAAUAAAGUUUCAUCAGCUACAAGAGUGAUAUGAUGUAAAAGUGACGUACUCCAAAGCUUCACACCUGAUCCCGGGCAUGGAUCCAUGUUUUCUGUGUUGUUUGGGCUACCAUUGGUUGGGUGCGCUUCAUUUGAAAACAGUGAUUGAGUAGAGCUAAUUAUGGAACUAACUCCUCAGGUACUGGCUCUUUCCCUAAUGUGAUCACUGUAAAUAUGAUUAUUGUACAGAUGAAUGUGAAUAGUAGCACUAUUAUUGUACAGCUAGAAUACUGUGUACACUGUCACUCAACAAGUUCCCAACCUUUCACUCGUUCCAGGGUGUGAUGUUGCAGUCAGCCCAUGGCUUUUUGUAUUUUAUUUUUUUUCUUAUUCUCAGUGGACUUUGCCAUAAACACAGCUGCAGGACUUCAAGUGCACCACCAACAACACAAACCAAGAAUAAAAUUAUGUACAUAAUACUUCAAAGUCAGAGCUCAACUCUCAAAUAAAAUGGGUUUAACUGUUGUCUUU